Messenger RNA from Drosophila rhopaloa, 13543 nucleotides. It is a transcript of the gene rg, whose product is annotated as neurobeachin. Gene Ontology annotation, molecular function: protein kinase binding. Gene Ontology annotation, biological process: intracellular protein localization. NCBI's taxonomy places the organism in Eukaryota, Metazoa, Arthropoda, Insecta, Diptera, Drosophilidae. The transcript is spliced from 33 exons. Gene Ontology annotation, cellular component: cytosol; membrane. The record is from RefSeq and is a predicted model, not a curated record. The coding region runs from base 1121 to 12487 and encodes 3788 amino acids.
UUUACAUUUUCGGGUUUGUUUUUUCUGAUAUACACCGUUAAGAUAAUUAAAACUGUUAUUUUAAAUUUAAAUGAUAUUUUAUAGGUUAUACAUAAUUUUUGGCGAUUAAAACAAUAAUGUAACUCAAUAUAAAUCAAGAGAAUAUUCUCCGUAAUUUCAAAGAAACGUAUAUAUAAAUUUCCUAACCAUUUUUUAGCCACGAACAGAGGAAGUUGAAUGGCGGUUCUACUGAUCUUCUUGAUCGAUUGAACGCGUGACUUUCAUUUCCAAGUAUCUUUAUUUUAUUUCGUAACGAAAUUACCAACUUCUCUUUCUCUCCCUCUCUCGUUCGCUCUUUUACCGGUUCUCCCCCUCUCUUUUGGCCAUAAAAAAUAACAACUACAAAAAGUGGUAGCAGCUCAAAGCCAACAAGCAAAGCAAAUGAAACGCAAUGAGACUCGCUCUCCGUAUUGGAAUUUUUUCUGUUGACGUGCAAUUAGCAAAGUGGCCGCAUUCAAAAAUCCUGUGCAAUUAAAAUAUAUAACCAAGUAUUAUAUCAAAAAAUAAUGCAAAUUUUGAUAAGUGUCGACGGGAAAUGUUGCUCAAUAUGAGCCAAAAAAGCAGCAACAACAACGACAGAAUAAUAGCUGCCCCACAACAACAACAACAGCAAAUUAAAAUUGAAAAAGUGCAACAGCACAAAUGAUGCAUAUAUAAAAUAAAAUCAAAAUAGCAAACAAAACAAAAAAUCCAGCCAAAAAAAUUAAAAAUUUGAAAUAAUAAUUUUUUCCUCCCCUCCAAUUGCCUGGCAAUAUCUAAUUGUUUAUAUAUAUAUAUAUAGCAUUACCAUCUUCAUAUAUAUCUAUUAUAUAUGUAAAUGUAUUAUAUAUUUGUGUAUCUGUGUGUGUGUAUUUUCGUGUGCAUUCCAUCCAUUAAUUCUAUAACUCAAUUUAUGUAAAACAAAACAAAAAUAAAUAAAAACCAAACACAAAAAAAAAAUAAAUAAAAACGAAAAACAAACAACAAAAAACCGCAUGUAAGCCGCGUAAAACUAAAUAAAUAAAUAAAUUUACAACUUACAAUUUACAAUUAACACCCGUGAAUCAAACAAAAUAAUCUGAACCAAAAAUCGUGCACCAAAAUGGCGGACAUCAUGCGUCCGCCGUACAGUGAGAUCAAGCGGCCGGACGAAAUCGUCAGAAUGACAACCGCCGACAAUCUCAAGUUCGCCGUCCUCAUCGGCCUCAUCGAGGUUGGCCAGGUGACCAACCGGGAGGUGGUCAAUACCGUACUGCAUUUGCUGGUCGGCGGUGAAUUCGAUAUGGAAUUGAAUUUUGUGAUACAGGAUGCGCAGAAUAUCAAACAUAUGCUGGAGCUGCUGGAUCAUUGUCCGCCCAAUUUGCAGGCGGAGAUUUGGAGCGUAUUCAUCGCCAUCCUGCGCAAAAGCGUACGCAAUCUGCAGGCCUGCACCGAUGUCGGCCUCAUCGAGCAUGUCCUUGUCCGCCUGCAGCGCUCCGAAACGGUUGUGGCAGAUCUGCUCAUCGAGAUGCUGGGCGUGCUGGCCAGCUACAGCAUAACGGUGAAGGAGCUGAAGCUGCUCUUCGGGACGAUGAAGGCCACCAAUGGCAAGUGGCCGCGCCACUCGGCCAAGUUGCUAAACGUCCUCCGGCAGAUGCCACAUCGCAACGGACCGGACGUGUUCUUCAGCUUUCCAGGCCGCAAGGGAUCGGCCAUGGUCCUGCCGCCGUUGGCCAAGUGGCCCUAUGAGAACGGAUUCACCUUCACCACCUGGUUCCGCCUGGAUCCCAUCAAUUCGGUGAAUAUCGAGCGGGAGAAGCCCUACCUUUACUGCUUCAAGACAUCGAAGGGCGUGGGCUAUACGGCGCACUUUGUGGGCAACUGCCUCGUUCUCACCUCGAUGAAGGUCAAGGGCAAGGGCUUUCAGCAUUGUGUCAAAUAUGAAUUCCAGCCACGAAAGUGGUAUAUGAUUGCCAUAGUGUAUAUAUACAAUCGUUGGACGAAAAGCGAAAUCAAGUGCCUCGUUAAUGGACAGCUGGCCUCUUCAACUGAGAUGGCAUGGUUUGUUUCCACAAACGAUCCCUUUGACAAGUGCUACAUUGGAGCCACCCCCGAAUUGGAUGAGGAGCGCGUGUUCUGCGGCCAAAUGUCGGCGAUCUACCUUUUCAGCGAGGCGCUGACCACGCAGCAGAUCUGCGCGAUGCAUCGCCUGGGACCCGGUUACAAGUCGCAGUUCCGAUUCGACAACGAGUGCUAUCUGAAUCUGCCGGACAAUCACAAGCGGGUGAGUCACUUUCAACUUCUGCCAGCGACCUUGGGGGCAUCAUCACUGCCGGGCGUGGGCGGUGGGAGUGGCACCGGGGGCGGCGAUGCAGCAGCAGCGGCGGCAGCAGCUGUUGCCGCCGGUCAGCAGCAGCAGUUGCAGUUGCAAUUCCAAACGCUGGCCGCCGAACAAGAGGCGCGUGCCAUCGAUUGGACGGAUGAAAAGCUCGAUUUGAAUGAGGCCUUUGUGAAAAUCCGAGCGGUCUUAACCGCACGCAAUGCAGUUACCUUGGCGGGCAGUGGCAGUAGCUCUACUGCAGUAGCCACCGCAACAGCAGCAGCAGCAGGAGCAGCAGCAGGAGGCACCUCUCCCGCAGCAACAUCUGCCCUGCCGGCAGCGGCAACACACAAUGAGAAUGAUGCAGCCGUGCAGCAGCAGCAACAUGCAACACAUCUGGCGGCAACAUCAUCGGGCAAUGCCGACGAUCCGCUCGGCCAUUUGCCCACUGGAAAUACUUCUUCUUUUGAGCAACUGCGUCGAAUGUCCAGCGUGAGCAGCUUAAACUUAAUGGUCGGAUCCGCCGACACUGAGGAAGUCAACCAGCUGAAAGCUGUGCUGUACGAUGGCAAGCUAUCGAAUGCCAUCGUGUUCAUGUACAAUCCGGUGGCCACCGAUGGUCAAUUGUGUCUGCAGUCGUCGCCCAAGGGAAAUGUUUCAUAUUUCGUGCACACGCCGCAUGCGCUGAUGCUGCAGGAUGUAAAGGCCGUGGUCACGCACUCGAUACACUGCACCCUCAACUCGAUUGGCGGCAUCCAGGUGCUGUUCCCGCUCUUCUCGCAGCUGGACAUGGCCCACGAGGGUCUGGGCGACAUCAAGCGGGAUCCCACGCUGUGCUCCAAGCUGCUGGGCUUCAUCUGUGAACUGGUGGAGACAUCGCAGACAGUGCAACAGCACAUGAUCCAGAACCGGGGCUUCCUGGUCAUCUCGUUCAUGCUGCAGCGCUCCUCCCGCGAACACCUGACCCUCGAGGUCCUGGGAUCCUUCCUGAACCUCACCAAAUAUCUGGUCACCUGCCUGUCGGCCAAUAGCGAUCUGCUACUGAAGCAGUUGAACACAGGCCUGCGUAAUCCUUUCAAAAAAUUCUACCAGUUGUUCUGUUUCUCGUUUCUCACGUGGCAGCUGCUGGACCACGUCCUCUUCAAUCCAGCCCUGUGGAUAUACACACCCGCGAAUGUCCAGGCGCGACUCUACUCCUACUUGGCCACCGAGUUCCUCUCGGAUACGCAGAUCUACAGCAAUGUGCGGAGGGUCAGCACGGUCCUCCAGACGGUGCACACCCUCAAGUACUACUACUGGGUGGUCAAUCCGCGGGCCAAGAGCGGCAUCAUCCCCAAGGGACUGGAUGGACCUCGUCCGGCUCAGAAGGACAUCCUGGCCAUCCGGGCCUACAUCCUGCUGUUCCUCAAGCAGCUCAUCAUGAUCGGCAAUGGCGUGAAGGAGGAUGAGCUGCAGAGCAUACUCAACUAUCUGACCACCAUGCACGAGGACGAGAACCUGCACGACGUGCUGCAGAUGCUCAUCUCGCUGAUGUCGGAGCAUCCCAGCUCCAUGGUACCUGCCUUCGAUGUGAAGCACGGAGUGCGCAGCAUCUUCAAGUUGCUGGCGGCCGAAAGUCAGUUGAUCCGUCUGCAAGCCCUCAAAUUGCUGGGCUUUUUCCUCUCGCGCAGCACCCACAAACGCAAAUACGAUGUGAUGUCACCACACAAUCUGUACACUCUGCUGGCGGAGCGAUUGCUCCUCUACGAGGAGUCACUCUCCCUGCCCACUUACAAUGUCCUCUACGAGAUCAUGACGGAACACAUUUCGCAGCAGAUCCUUUACACAAGGCACCCGGAACCGGAGAGUCACUACCGCCUGGAGAAUCCAAUGAUCCUCAAGGUGGUGGCCACCCUGAUCCGGCAGUCCAAGCAGACGGAGUCCCUGAUCGACGUGAAGAAGCUGUUCCUGCAGGACAUGACCCUGCUGUGCAACAGCAACCGGGAGAAUCGGCGCACCGUGCUCCAGAUGUCCGUGUGGCAGGAGUGGCUGAUUGCGAUGGCCUACAUCCAUCCGAAGAGCAGCGAGGAGCAGAAGAUCAGCGACAUGGUGUACUCCCUGUUCCGAAUGCUGCUGCACCAUGCCAUCAAGCAUGAGUAUGGCGGCUGGAGGGUUUGGGUAGACACCCUCGCCAUUGUCCACUCGAAAGUUUCGUACGAGGAGUUCAAGCUGCAGUUCGCCCAAAUGUACGAGCACUACGAACGCCAGCGAACGGAUAACAUCACCGAUCCUGCCCUGCGCCAGGCCAGACCCAUCAGCACGAUCAGUGGCUGGGAGCGGGAGGAGCUGCAUCAGCAGCAGAAUGGCGGAGCUGCUGCUGCAGUGGCUCCAAACCAAGCAGCCGCGGCAGUCAAGGCCGCCGUUUCCAUUGCCUCCCUAGAGGAUGUGCCGCCAGUGGUCGAGGAGGAAGUGGAGGAACUGGAACUGGAGGAGGUUGAGAUCCAAGAGGGUCCGAUCAUCGAGGAAGCCGAACCCAAGUCCGUGAUAGCCAACAUUUCCGAUGUGUACAACGAGCAGAUCAAAACGGAUGCCACCUGCAAUGGCAACCUGGAGGAGGUGAAAGAGGAGGAUCCGGCCGAGGAGCAUGUGGAGGACCUGGUGGAGAAGCAGUCGGAGCCAUCUCCCUUGGGAGCACUCCGGGAAACCCUGGAACUGGGCGAUGAUAUGGAUGUGGAGGAACUCGAAUUGGCCACCGCCAAGGAUGCCCUCAAUGCGGAGCAGCAUGUGGCGCGGGUUCUGCAGGCCUCCGAAGCGGCGCUCAACGAUUGCAAAAUGGCCGUCGACGAUGUCCUGCAGGAGGCAUCCUCCGUCCUCAAGGACGAGGAGAUCGAACUGGCCGUCAACGAGGUCGUUCAGGGUGUGCUCAACAACGAGAAGAAAUCGCAAGCGGACAAGGAGAAGGAUAACAAGGAGCAGCAGGUCGGGCAGGAUGUGAAUGUUAGCCUGCUGAACAGCAAGAAUCUGCUCAACAACAAUAAUAAUAACAAUAACAAUAGUCCGAGUCCCACGCCCACAACGACGGCGACGACGGAAACGGAAGUCGAAACGGAGGUCAAUGCCAACGAGAUCGUGGCGCCCAAGGAGGAAACAGCAACAGAAGCAGAAGCAGAGAGAGAAUCAGAAACGAAAACCGAAACAAAAACAAAAACGGGCGCGACAGAAGUGGAAUCCCCGGAAGCGGCCAAGCCAAGCCCAUUAAUCCCCAGCCCCGUAGUAGCAACCAAUCAAAAGACUGAAGAUGCAGCCAACAAGCUGAACAACAACGAGAAGCUGGCCGAGAUCAGUGCGAGUCCCGAGCCCAUUGUUGUGGAGACGCCAGAAGCCGAUCUUCUCCAGCUCUCGGACACCGAAUCCAAGCCGGAAGUGAAAGUGACGAAAGCGGAAGCAGUACCGGAAACGGAAACGGGAGCAGAGGACCCAGUGGCUUUGGCCGUUCGAGGCAUAGUCGAGCAACUCAUCGACAAGGUGAUCGAUGCCACAGAAGCGGAAACGGCCAGCGAAACCAAAACGGAGACCAACAACAAUGAGCUACCCAAAGAUGAGCAAUCGAAAUCAGAGCCCGAAGAAGUGGAAACUCCAGAGAGUUUGGCCGCUGCCGCCGAGGAAAUUGUCCAGGAAGUGGUGGAAGCCGCCCUCGUUUCGGUUCAGGAGGAGGGUACUUCGGAGGAACCGGAAAGGGAAGUGAAAUCCCAGGAACAGGAAAAAGGAAAGCCAGAGGAAGACGAUCUGUUGCAGCUGGAGGAAAAGCCAGCUGCAACUGAGGAUCGGGAGAGCAAGGUGCCUGUAGAGGAACCUAAAGAUUCCAAGUCCCAAGAACUUCAGGAAUCAAAAAUCAAGGAACCUGAUGUUCCCAACUCCCUGGAAAUCCCCGAAGAGCUGGCCCAAAAAACCGAUGAUCAUGUGGUGACCAUCGUCAACCAAGUCCUAGACACUCUGGUCGAUGAAACAGUCAAGGCCGUGGCCGCCGAGCAAACCACCCAGACCUCGCCCGCCCCCGAGGAGCAAUCUCCACAGAUCCUGGCCAAGGAGACAUCUGUGACACCAGUGCGUGUAAAGCCCACUGAAGUGGACUCCACCACCCAGACUACGCCCAAGAACGAGGCGGGCGCCAAUCUAAUGGUUGAGGAGGUGCAACAGGUGAUCCAGGAGGAAGAUGUCCAGAUCCAAACAUCGAGCGGAAUCGCCAUCGAAGACGAGGAGUACUCCAGUCAGCAGGCGGCAUCGGGAGCCGAGAGUGCCAGCCAAAUGGAGGCCAAUCAUUAUGGCCCCGGCAAUCCGGAACCCAAGCAACAGCAGCCGCAACAGCGCUCCAAAUCGGGAUCCACGCGACCCAUGUUCAGUCCCGGACCGACGCGUCCACCCUUCCGCAUCCCGGAAUUCAAGUGGUCCUACAUCCAUCAGCGACUCCUCAGCGAUGUGCUCUUCUCGCUGGAGACGGACAUCCAGGUGUGGCGCAGUCACUCCACCAAGAGCGUCCUCGACUUUGUCAACUCCAGCGAGAAUGCCAUCUUUGUGGUGAACACGGUGCACCUGAUCUCGCAGCUGGCCGAUAACCUGAUCAUCGCCUGUGGAGGAUUACUGCCUUUAUUAGCCAGUGCCACGUCGCCCAAUUCCGAACUGGAUGUGUUGGAGCCCACGCAGGGCAUGCCCUUGGAGGUGGCCGUGUCCUUCCUGCAGCGUCUGGUCAACAUGGCCGAUGUCCUGAUCUUCGCCACCUCCCUGAACUUCGGUGAGCUGGAGGCGGAGAAGAACAUGUCCAGUGGUGGCAUCCUGCGCCAGUGCCUGCGAUUGGUGUGCACCUGUGCGGUGCGGAAUUGCCUGGAGUGCAAGGAGCGCACGCGCUACAAUGUGGGUGCUCUGGCCAGAGAUGUCCCGGGAGCGGCGCACCUGCAGGCCCUCAUCCGCGGCGCACAGGCAUCGCCCAAGAACAUUGUCGAGUCAAUCACCGGUCAAUUAUCGCCCGUCAAGGACCCGGAGAAGCUGCUCCAGGACAUGGACGUCAAUCGCCUGCGCGCCGUCAUCUAUCGCGAUGUGGAGGAGACCAAGCAGGCGCAAUUCCUGUCGCUGGCGAUCGUCUACUUCAUAUCGGUGCUGAUGGUGUCCAAGUACCGUGAUAUCCUGGAGCCGCCGGCAGAGCCGCAGAUCCAGCGUCAAUCGCCAGUGCUGCAGCGCACGGCGGGCGGCGAAGCCGCCAGUGCGCGUCCUUUGUUUCCCCAAUGGUCGCAUCAUGUUUACCCGCAAUUCCUGCCCGAAUCGCACCAGAACCACAACAGCAACAUGCAACACCAGCAGCAGCAGCAGCAACAGCAACAGCAACAGCAGCACUACUACCAGCAGCAGCAGCAGCAGGUUGCCCAUAAUCAUAGCCAUCAUCACAUGACUGCUGCUUACUACCAGCAACAGCAGCAACAUCAGCAAGUUGCUGCCACCCAACAACAACAUUCACCCACUCCUUUGGCCACACAUUCCACCAGUUCUUCGGCCAGCUCCACGGCCACAUCCCAGCCAGCCUCGAGUUCCUCGCUCUCCAGCUUGGCAUCCCAGAGUCAGCAGCAAUCGCAUCGCCAGUUGCACAAGCAACAGCAACAGCAGCAGCAGCAACAGCAGCAACAUUACCAUCCACAUCAGCCGCACUAUGGAUUGAUCAAUGGACACCAGCAGCAUCAGCAACUGAAUGGUAAACAUUACGCGGAAAAUGGAUCGGCAGCGGGAUACCAUCAGCAUCCUCAUCCACAUCCGCAUGGUUAUAUGCGAAAUGGCGAGUCGACGGCACAGCAGAAUGGCAUUUCGGACUAUCAGGCAGUGGGACUGAUGAAUGGACAUGGCUCCGGUGCAACGGGUAAUAACAACAAUUCCAGUCUGAUGAACAACAUGCGAAAUUUGAGGAAUGGCGGAGCAACGUCAUCGUCGUCGCCGGGAACCCAAGGUGUUGCUAACGCGGGAACUGUGAAUGCAAAUGCUGUUGGUGUUGGCAUGGGCGUGGGUGUGGGCAUUGGGGGCGUGGCAGGGGGCUUGGAUGGAGGCGUGGCCUACAAGACGAGCGCUAUAAAUAAUAAUUAUCGCUACAAUGGACGCAACGCAUCCGCUGGAACAGGUGGUCGUCAAAUUCAGGAUAGUGACUAUGAAAUAAUUGUUGUCGAUGAGAACAAUCCAUCCGUCUUGGCGGAUAAUGAUUCACAUUCCAGUGGACCCCCAUCCAUAAAGGCCAACCAGACAACAACAACAGCAACAACAACAACCCAUAUUAACAACAACAACACUAAGACUACAACAACAACAACAGCAAAUGCUCCAACAACUACAACAACAAUUAAAAUUCAACAACAACCAUUGUCACCACCCAAGCCGUUGGUGCCACAAAAAUUGCCAAAGAGCGUGGAUUCGGAUGUGGGCUCGCUCAACAUGAACUCCACGGAGAACGAGGUGCCCGAGGUGGAGUCCUCCAGCGAGAUCCUCAUCGAUGACCACAAGCCGAGCCACUCGAACGACGAAAGCUGGACGGAUGUGAAUCUUAACGAGGAUGCAGCCGUUCAGGCGGCCAGUGCCGGAAUGGUUGUGGGCCUGGUGGAUAAUGGUGGUAAUGUUAUAUCGGACAAACACGAUCCAUCGCAUCACAACCAGCAACAACAACAGCAGCAGCAGCAACAUCAGGCGGGGAUUAUUGGCCAACAGCAUGGAUCACUUGGCCAUUCAGAGCGGGGUGAUAAGCCCGAUUCUGAAAUUUCGGUGGUGCGUGUACCCGAUGGUUAUGGUGGUGCCGGUUCCGGUGUGAAUCCCGGCCAGGGUCAGGGUGUUCCGCCCAAUCAGCGUCCGCGUCCCGAGGAGCUGCCCAUGAAGGCUCCUGCCUUGGUGGCCCAACUGCCGCUGACCACACCCUCUCGCGAGGCGAGUCUCACCCAGAAACUGGAGAUUGCACUGGGACCGGUGUGUCCUUUGCUCCGUGAAAUCAUGGUGGACUUCGCACCCUUCUUGUCCAAAACCCUAGUUGGCUCCCACGGCCAGGAGCUGCUGAUGGAGGGCAAGGGUCUGACGACCUUCAAGAACUCCCAUUCGGUGGUGGAGUUGGUAAUGCUGCUCUGCUCCCAGGAAUGGCAGAACAGCCUGCAGAAGCACGCUGGACUGGCCUUCAUCGAGCUGAUCAACGAGGGGCGACUGCUCUCGCAUGCCAUGAAGGAUCACAUUGUGCGGGUGGCCAACGAGGCGGAGUUCAUCCUGAACCGGAUGCGAGCGGACGAUGUCCUCAAGCAUGCCGACUUUGAGUCGCAGUGCGCCCAAACGCUUCUGGAGCGACGGGAGGAGGAGCGGAUGUGCGACCAUUUGAUAACCGCUGCCCGUCGCCGGGACAAUGUGAUUGCCAGUCGCCUGUUGGAGAAGGUGAGGAACAUCAUGUGCAAUCGCCAUGGAGCCUGGGGCGAUUCGAGUGCCAGUUCGGGUGGCGGCGCCAUCGUGGGAGCGGUGCAGAAGAGUCCGUACUGGAAACUGGAUGCCUGGGAGGAUGAUGCCCGACGUCGCAAACGGAUGGUGCAGAAUCCGCGGGGCUCCUCGCAUCCGCAGGCAACGCUGAAGGCUGCUCUGGAGAACGGUGGACCCGAGGAUGCCAUCCUGCAGACACGCGACGAGUUCCACACCCAGAUUGCCGUGUCGCGGUCACAUCCCUCGGGUCAGCACAAUGGCGAGCUGUUGGACGAUGCGGAGCUGUUGAUCGAGGAUCGGGAGUUGGAUCUGGAUCUCACGGGUCCCGUGAACAUAAGCACCAAGGCGAGAUUGAUAGCCCCCGGCCUGGUGGCACCCGGCACCGUCUCCAUAACCAGCACGGAGAUGUUCUUCGAGGUGGAUGAGGAGCAUCCGGAGUUCCAAAAGAUCGACGGCGAGGUGCUCAAGUACUGCGAUCAUUUGCACGGCAAGUGGUACUUCUCUGAGGUGAGGGCCAUCUUCUCGAGGCGCUAUCUCCUGCAGAAUGUGGCCCUGGAGAUCUUCCUGGCCAGCAGGACGUCCAUACUGUUUGCCUUCCCCGACCAGCAUACGGUGAAGAAGGUGAUCAAGGCCCUGCCGCGCGUGGGAGUGGGCAUUAAGUACGGGAUACCACAGACCCGUCGCGCAUCCAUGAUGUCGCCCCGCCAACUGAUGCGCAAUUCGAACAUGACCCAGAAAUGGCAGCGCCGCGAGAUCAGCAACUUUGAGUAUCUAAUGUUCCUCAACACGAUCGCUGGCAGGACGUACAACGACCUGAAUCAGUAUCCCAUCUUCCCCUGGGUGCUGACCAAUUACGAGUCCAAGGACUUGGACCUGAGCCUGCCCUCCAACUACAGGGAUCUGUCGAAGCCGAUUGGCGCCCUAAAUCCGUCGCGCAGGGCCUAUUUCGAGGAGCGCUACGAGAGCUGGGACAGCGACACCAUUCCGCCCUUCCACUACGGCACCCACUACUCCACGGCGGCCUUCACCCUCAACUGGCUGGUGCGGGUGGAACCGUUCACCACCAUGUUCCUGGCCCUGCAGGGCGGCAAGUUCGACUAUCCGGACAGGCUGUUCAGUUCGGUGUCGCUGUCGUGGAAGAACUGCCAGCGGGACACGUCGGAUGUGAAGGAGCUGAUACCCGAGUGGUAUUUCCUGCCCGAGAUGUUCUACAAUUCGUCGGGCUAUCGGCUGGGUCAUCGCGAGGAUGGCGCUCUGGUGGAUGACAUCGAACUGCCGCCGUGGGCCAAGAGUCCCGAGGAGUUUGUGCGCAUCAAUCGCAUGGCCUUGGAGUCGGAAUUCGUGUCCUGCCAACUGCAUCAGUGGAUCGAUCUGAUCUUUGGCUAUAAGCAACGUGGCCCCGAGGCCAUUAGGGCCACCAAUGUGUUCUACUACUUGACGUACGAGGGCAGCGUGGAUCUGGAUGGUGUCCUGGAUCCCGUAAUGCGCGAAGCGGUGGAGAAUCAAAUCCGGAACUUUGGCCAAACACCCAGCCAACUGCUGAUGGAGCCACAUCCGCCGCGCAGCUCGGCCAUGCAUCUGUCGCCGAUGAUGUUCAGUGCGAUGCCGGAGGAUCUGUGCCAGAUGCUCAAGUUCUACCAGAACUCGCCGGUCAUUCACAUUUCGGCCAACACGUAUCCGCAGCUCUCGUUGCCAUCGGUGGUCACCGUAACGGCGGGCCACCAGUUCGCCGUGAAUCGAUGGAACUGCAACUACACGGCCUCCGUCCAGAGUCCCAGCUACGCCGAGUCGCCCCAAUCGCCGGGCUCCAAUCAACCGCUCACCAUCGAUCCGGUUUUGGCUGUCCAUGGCACCAAUAACAAUAGCAAUGCGGUCAGCCGACGCCAUCUGGGCGACAAUUUCAGCCAGAUGCUCAAGAUCCGAUCGAACUGCUUCGUCACCACGGUGGACAGCCGGUUCCUGAUCGCCUGCGGAUUUUGGGACAAUAGUUUCCGCGUUUUCGCCACCGAAACGGCGAAAAUCGUGCAGAUUGUGUUCGGUCACUUUGGAGUGGUGACGUGCAUGGCCCGUUCCGAGUGCAACAUCACCUCGGAUUGCUACAUAGCCUCCGGGUCGGCGGAUUGCACGGUGCUCCUGUGGCACUGGAAUGCCCGAACCCAGAGCAUUGUGGGCGAGGGCGAUGUGCCCACGCCACGGGCCACUUUGACGGGUCACGAACAGGCGGUGACCUCGGUGGUGAUCAGUGCCGAAUUGGGUCUGGUUGUCUCCGGAUCGUCAAACGGACCCGUACUGAUCCACACCACUUUUGGCGACCUGCUGCGCUCCCUGGAUCCACCGGCGGAGUUCCACUCCCCGGAACUGAUCACCAUGUCCCGCGAGGGCUUCAUUGUCAUCAAUUACGACAAGGGCAACGUGGCCGCCUACACCAUCAAUGGCAAGAAACUGCGCCACGAGACGCACAACGACAAUCUACAGUGCAUGCUGCUGUCGCGCGAUGGCGAAUACCUGAUGACCGCCGGCGAUCGCGGCAUCGUGGAGGUGUGGCGCACCUUCAACCUAGCACCACUUUAUGCCUUCCCCGCCUGCAACGCGGGCAUCCGAUCUUUGGCCUUGACCCACGAUCAGAAAUACCUUCUGGCCGGACUCUCGACGGGCUCGAUCAUAGUAUUCCACAUCGACUUCAACCGCUGGCACCACGAGUACCAGCAGCGCUACUAAGUUUGGACACUUGGGCAUUCCAAAACCCCCCGACUCGCCAGUUAACAGAGGCCAAGGAAAUGGAAACAGAAACGGAAAUGAAAACUGAAACGGAAACGGAAAUAAAAUAUGGAAGCGAUCGCAAAGCAACUACGAAGUACUUAAAACAAAAGCGGCACGGAGGGAGGAUCGGUUUUUUUCUAUAUAGACCUUUACAACUUUAGGCUAGUAAGCGAAACUAUGUUUUUUUUUGUCUAGUAUUAAUUGUGCAUUAGUGUGUGUUUGGCCCAUAAAAGCCAGUCGAAAAAAAGUAACAAAAAAAAAAGAGAACGGAACAGAACAGAACAGAAGAUGAAAACAUUUUUUUUACUAGUAUUAACGAAAUGUAUGUUAAGUUAUGGCAAAAUGGAGGAGGGCAAAAGCAGAAGGCAGAACCAGAAGAAGGCGACGGAGGAGAAGGCAAGAGGAUGAAGCUGGCGGCUUAAGUAAGUAGUUGAAAUAAGACAAAUGAAGUUAGUGUUUAUAAAACGCAAUAAGCAGUUAAUAAAUCUAAAAGUAAAUCUAAAACUAAAGCUAAUUCCACAUGCAUUAUAAUACCAACGUAGCAAAAGUUCUCAUAAAAAUUUAAACAAACAACAAAAAAACGCUGCGCAACGCAAAUGAAGGGAGAAAAUGAUGAAACUAAAGCGGCCAAAAUGGAGAAAAAUGGUAGAGAAAGCAGAAAGCCAAUUUUUAAUUAUAGCGUUAGUUCUUUGUGACAAACCCACACACACACACUCCAAAAAAACACACCCCAUUAUAACAGACACUCACACACAUAAACAAGGUAACCAAGCAAGGACAAUGCCAAGGCAAUAAAGCUGAUAAAUAGAGAAGAAAAGAGAAAGCAGAGGAAAACGGAGCAGGAAACGGAAGUGAAGCAAAAGGCGGAUACGAGAUAUUUUAGUACACACACGCAUAUGUAUUUGUAGCUAAACUAACAAAAAACGCUAACUAAAAUCUAAACAACAACUAAAUUAUCAACGCUGCUAAGAGCCACAGAAAAUAAUAAUAAAUAAACAAACAAAACAAAAAAAA